AUGCUCAAGCGUCUCCCCCGCGGAGCUAUCCUUACCCUGACCAAGAUCACGCAAGAAUGCGAUUCGGGAGAUGAAGAUGAAGGUGAACAUCCGGACUGCUCCUCCUCAAGUAUACUUACUGGCAAGGUUCUCACCUUUGAUGGGGUCCGAUCCGAAACUACCGUGUCAGAGAUCAAGAACAAGAUCCGAGACAAGGAAGGCUAUCCAGUAGACAAGCAGCGCUUGAUUUUCGCUGGAGAGACACUGGAAUCAAGCCGCGUGCUCUCUGAUUAUAACAUCCAGCGUGAGAGCACGAUUCGCCUACUCUACAGCCACAAGGGCGGCAAGCCAGUCAUAUAUCUCUUCUCUCCUCAUGCGAUAUCCGACGCAACCGUGUCGAUCAGCCUCGCUCCACAAUGGUCAUUCUCCCACAUCUACCCGCAGGUAGACGUGAAGGCUCUGGCUGCUGGCAAGGAGCAGGCCUCCUGGUCCAUCUCAGCCAAUCCUAAUGGCUCGCUUCUCUCGUACCUCUUCUGGGAAGCUACUUCGAACACCGCCAUACCGCCGAGUCCUCCUCCGAGCCCUCGUCUUGAUGUACCCCCGCCUCUCGUCGAGCAUUUCGAUCCAGCCUACCCGUCCCUUACACCUGAGUCGCCCACCGCCAUCAUUAUUCCUUUCAGCCAGCUGCUCAUGUACCUCGAUCAUACCCUCAAAGCCCUCAGCCUCCACACCUCCGCUCGCAACGACUUCAUCACAUAUUGGCUCCCUGCGCUCUCCAAGAAGCCGUACGUUGCCCUCCGCUUCCUUCCCCAAGACGCGUACGAGCGCGCCGCCGAACUUGAGGUGACGCCGUUGCCGGAUGUCAUUACGCGUGUCUUUAUGCUGUUCGGAGGAGUGGAGGCGGAGGAAGUGGAAUUGUGGUCCGAGGCGAUGGAACAAGUCGGUAAGGUGGAUUGGGUGGACAUCGUGGGCGUGAAGUCGGGAGCUUGGGACGAGCGCGUAUUCAGAGUUCUGGAAUGGGGCGCUAUGGAGGUGUUGUGA
Messenger RNA from Dichomitus squalens LYAD-421 SS1, 1020 nucleotides. RefSeq names its product ubiquitin-domain-containing protein. The transcript is spliced from 3 exons. Gene Ontology annotation, cellular component: nucleus; cytoplasm. Lineage: Eukaryota; Fungi; Basidiomycota; Agaricomycetes; Polyporales; Polyporaceae. Bases 1 to 1020 code for a protein of 339 amino acids. The record is from RefSeq and is a predicted model, not a curated record. Gene Ontology annotation, molecular function: ubiquitin protein ligase binding; protein tag activity. Gene Ontology annotation, biological process: protein ubiquitination; modification-dependent protein catabolic process.